UCUGAACCAGGAAGUACUUUUGUAUGCUCUCGCUAACUAGCCGUGGUUAGCACAGUGAAGUGAAAGUGUGCGGCAGCAAAGUUUGUCUCAGUUGUAUUUUUGAGUCCAGCUUCCGUCCGUAUGUAAUAAACACAUGCCAGGUAACGUCGUGGUUAGCAGGCAGUCCUGUCGCUUGUAGGAGAGGAGUGAAAAUUGUGUGCCAUGAAAAUUAUUUUCUUACCACUGUCUGAUAGGCCACGAUAGGCUUGAUAGGCAAGGUAUGCAGGGGUUAUGGAAGGUCUAAUGAAUUCUGCCGAAGAGCAGCAACCCUCCUCUCCUCUGGCCAACGCAUGGGCCAAAAAACAGGAAUCAAGCAAGAUUCAAAAGCCAAAACUUGUUGGUGGAUUUGUUUUAGUGCAUGCAGGAGCCGGAUACCAUUCUGAAUCUAAGGCCAAGGAGUACAAGCAUGUGUGCAAAAGAGCCUGCCAGCGAGCUGUGGACCGGCUGAAAGCUGGUGCACUUGCAGUGGAAGCAGUGGCUGCAGCACUGGUUGAACUUGAGGACUCUCCUUUUACAAACGCUGGCAUGGGCUCCAACCUUAAUUUGUCGGGAGAAAUUGAAUGUGAUGCGAGUAUCAUGGAUGGGAAGUCGCUCCAUUAUGGCGCCGUAGGGGCUAUUGGUGGUAUUAAGAACCCAGUCUUAGUUGCAAACCGUCUACUGAGUGAAGCACAGAAAGGGAAACUAUCAGCUGGCAGAAUACCACCCUGCUUUUUAGUAGGGCGAGGAGCACAUGAUUGGGCAGUCAGCCAUGGAAUACCGCCAUGCCCUUCAGAGAAAAUGGCCACCAAGUUCAGUUUAUCUGCGUACAAGAGGAACAAGCGAAAGAUGGAGAUGGCAGAAAAGAUGGACACAGGACAUAAUCAGACAAAGAAAAGACGACAAUCAAGUGAAAAUGAAAAUGGUUCAGGGUGCCUCGAUACAGUGGGAGCCAUUGUGGUAGACCUGGAAGGGAACGUAGCUGCAGCAGUGUCCAGUGGAGGCCUGGCCAUGAAACAUCCCGGCAGGGUUGGCCAGGCUGCUCAUUAUGGAUGUGGCUGCUGGGCUGAAAAUGCCUGUAAUAUGAACCCUUACUCUACAGCAGUGAGUACCUCAGGCUGUGGAGAGCAUCUGAUUCGCACCAUGCUGGCACGAGAAUGCUCUGCUGCCAUGCAGUCUGAAGAUGCCCACCAAGCGCUGCUGGAGGCUAUGCAAAACAAGUUCAUCAGCUCACCCUUUCUGGCCAGCGAAGAUCGUGUUUUGGGUGGAGUAAUUGUCUUGCGCUGCUGCAGAUGUGUGGAAGCUCCGCCAUCUCAAAAUAUUCAGGGUAUACUGGUGGAGUUCCUAUGGAGUCACACCACAGAGAGCAUGUGUGUUGGCUACAUGUCUGCCCAAGAUAGCAAAGCAAAGACCCACAUAUCCAGAUUACCACCUGGGACUGUUCCUGGACAGUGUUUGGCCAUUGAGGGAGGCGUGUGUCGGCUGGUGAGCGUAGUGGAGUGAGCCGCGUUCUUCCUCCUACUGGGCUUCUUCAGCAAUAUUCCAAGACUAACUUUUCCACACACAUACACACACACAUACACAUACACACACACACAUACACACACACAUACACAUACACAUACACACACACACACACACACACACACACACAUACACAUACACAUACACAUACACAUACACAUACACAUACACACAUACACAUACACAUACACACACACACACAGCCUUCACUUUCCCCCCAUCUUCGUGAUGGCAGAAGUAAUAAGCUUUAGCUGUUUUAACAGGUGCCCAGGUAGGAGGGAGGGAUGUUAGCUUCUACUUAGUGCACUUAAAGUACUUCCCUUUGCCCCUGUCUGCCUCCAGCAUGUACUCUAUGCCAACCCCCCCAAGUUCUCCAGUAUCACCUGGAUUAGACUUGAUGCACCAUUGCCUUGAUGCACCAUUUUUCUUUAUUACUCUUUUCCAACUAAAAGUGGCAUCCUUCCUUUUGUAAAUAAGCUAUGAUUUAGGAAAACAGGGUGAAUGUUCAUGUUGUUUUGUAUUGCUGAACAGAUUGUGUGACUAUUUUCAGACGUUUAGGAAUUUCAAAUGCAAGACCUUAUUUUGUUCUUAAAAUACUUUUCAAGGUUAAAAAAAGAUGUCAUAUUGCACCUUGUGGAAUGCCUGCUACUCAAGAAAAUUGUUAUGAAUGAAGCAUUUGUAGUUGUGAGAGCUGAACAGUGAUGAUAAAAGCUAUUUACAAUGUUAACACGUACAAAUUAACUUCCAUGUACUCGUACACACACACAUUAUGUUAUUAAUCCUUCAGCAUACUGUAUAACGUAGCAUAACGUGCAUCUUAGAUCAUGAUGAAUUUUAUAACCAUUUCAGAAUAGAAUGCUUUGCUUUGAUUGUUUUAAAAUGUGAAUACAUAGCUAUUGCAUGUACAAAAUCUACAUUAAGCCACUUUCUAUUCUCUGACAGGUGUAGAGUUGAUCAAGAAGCAGGAAGCUAUGCACUUCCAGAGUAAUGCUGAUACAUACAUAUAGUGCUCAGGUAGCAGCAUUUGACCCCACCGCCAAACAUGACUGUUAGUCCUCAUUAAAAAAAAAAAAUAAAUCACAAUUUAUAUUUAUAUAGUCACAUUGACAGAGACAUGUAUUUUCUUGCUAAAAAAAGGAGAGCUAAAACUCAUUUGUAUGCAUCAAGCCCAGAAAUUGUGCUGUUGAAAAGUGUACUUGAAGGGAGCAAUGGUCUAAAUUGAUACUUCUGUUGGGAUAAUUAGUUUCCCCGGUUUUGCUGUUUCACUCAGUUACUACUAAGAAUUCCAAUCUCAACAAAACCACAAUGGAGCUUGUGUAUUCUUUACUUGAAAAUGCAACAAAUAUAAAAUGAUAUAAGCUAUUUAAAUUGUACUAUGUGCACAGCUCUUUACACUGCUCAAAAAGUUAAUAAAAUCUAUGUUGCUACAUUUCAGCAUCUAUCUUUAGUCUAAACUCCAUGACAUGAGACACAUUCUUCCAACUGAGCCUUUUCCAAAAAAGAUGUGCAUUGCUCUUAGGAAAGCAGUUUGUGUAAGCCCAAACAGACAGCAUAAAUAUAAUCUGAACUGUGGACUGCCAAAAAUGUAUAGUCUGGGAAUAAAUUACAUGCUGGGCAGUAACUGGAGUGGGAUAAAAAAGAAUUCUGCAGAAGGACUUGUCAACAUGCUGAAACAUUUUAGCAUGAGAGAGGAAAUAUUGAAGUCUGUGUUUGUUGAGGAACCUCAGUGACAGUAAAAUGUGUGCAGUGUGUGUCCCCCCCCCACCCCAUCCACCCACCCCAACACACAAACACACACACAAUAUGUUUCUUUCCCGAGACACCACAGUUUUUUUGACAUUUCAGCUUUUUUGUCACAUUGAAAAAGAGUGGAUUAUGUAAGCGAUAUUUUACAUUCUCCAGUAUUUUGUGUUGAUUUGAUUCCUCUUAAAUAUGCUUUUGAAGGCUCUUAUUGGAGAGGGCAGUUAUUUAUAUCAGCAGUCUAACAACAGUCUCUAGGGCAAGAGUUUGUCCAGCUGCUGGCUCUGGAUCGUGGCCACUCUAGUGUCUGUGAGGAAUGUGCAAUAGAGAUGUUCAUGAAGAUAAAUAUAUUCACCGUUUGAAGAGCGAGAGGCCUGCCUGUCAGUGCAUCAUGUCUCGUUGUGGAAUAGGAUCACAUAUAAUGAUAUCCAGCCGGUUCGCCUCUCAGGUGUAAGAUGUCACUGUCUUUUGACAUCACUAAUGCGCAGAAUGUAUUUGACAGGUCAGAAGGACCAGCAGAGGGUUGUUGGGGAGGUGCGAUGCAGGUUUGUUUUUGUUCCACAGUUCUCCUGACCCCUGUUUGAUCCUGAGGGUCCAUCUAAAAGGAGAUGUAGGUUACCUUGCCCCUCACCCACACUCACACCAUUCUCUAUUAGCUUGAUCGCGUGUUAUUAUACAGCAUACUCUUUUCAUCAGAGCUAAUCUGUGUUGCUGGGAGACCCUCUUCCCCACUCAGCACAGAACCUUCCCCUUCAAACAUCAUCCCUCUCUGUUCGGGAUCCCCUUAGCUUUGAAAAAGGAUCCAGGGUCUUUAAAGAGUGGACGGGGUCCUGAGCCAUUCAAGGUGUAUCCAAUGCCUUGUGCUCAGCAAGGCUCUUAAAUGCAAAACAGACGGUGGAGCAAAUAAAGAUCAAAGGCACCAGCUUUGCCCGCCUGGCCUGCUGUCCUCACAUGCCAGGCGGUGUUGUCACAGUGAAUCACGGCUGUGCAGCUUCCGUGCUCAUGCUGACCCCCGUCCUUCACCACCUAAGGGCCACCAACACCCUAAACACUGCUACAGCCCCUCUGCGCCCGUUUCUAACGUCAACACUCACACACACACAGGGUUAAAACCAGAUGUGUAUGUAGCUGUCCUUCAGACCAAGCCAGAAUUGUCCCUGAGGAAUCAGAAGAGCCACUCACCUUGAUGCACGUGAGGAUCCCAUCUUAUCGGGUUCACAAUGAGAGGACUGAACAGUUGGGCAUUUCAGUAGUAUCUGAUUUAGUGACUUGUUUCAUUGUGCCUUCGUUUGGCUGUAUUUCUCCUAAUGAAGUCAUUGAUCUUGUGUCUGUGUGGGUGGUGACUCAAAUGGGAUAUUAUUUGUCUAUGCAAUAAUCCGCUGGAUGCUAAAUAAAGUCUGCCUCUUGAAAAGACCAA
Molecule: messenger RNA, 4696 nt
Organism: Micropterus dolomieu (smallmouth bass)
Lineage: Eukaryota; Metazoa; Chordata; Actinopteri; Centrarchiformes; Centrarchidae
Gene: tasp1
Product: taspase, threonine aspartase, 1
Exons: 14
Coding region: 271-1518 (415 amino acids)
Biological process (GO): protein maturation
Molecular function (GO): threonine-type endopeptidase activity
Source: RefSeq, a predicted model, not a curated record